CCAGCGACCAGGACAGAUUGUAUACCUCUUCCCACAUGCAAUACACUGGGGAUUUAACGUCUCGUACAACCUCAAUCAAGCGGUAAACGUUGCAUCCCAGUCAUGGGCCUUGUGUGGAGUCGCCGCUCAGAAACCCUGCAAUUGGCCGACGUACGUAGAACCUGACACAAACCUGUUCGUAUAUGACUUAUACUAUGAAUUCUCAAUGUCUUAAGAGUAUUGUAUCCUUACAGGUUGGAAAAAACGGGCAAGCUGAACCCGGAGGCCCUGUUCAAGAUUUGUGGAGUAACCCCACAGAUGAGGGCAGAUUGAAAAAAAAAAACAACCGCCAUGAAGCUUUAGAACAGUUGAGGCAAUCACGACCCCUGCUGUACCGAGCUUUAAACAGACAACAAGUUGAACCCAUUCCAGCCUCCAACCUACUCGGAAACGACGGAACGGACGAACAAGAAGAUCUCGACCUUGGAGACGAAAACCCGGACAAUCCACCGACCGACUUCGAACACCACGGACCAGAACCACUGAAUUUCCAGACCACCACUCAGACUCACGGACAAAACGUUUUAUGUCCCCUCUGCACGGCCAGCAUGGGGCAUAAACAUAACGACACUGGAAGAGACAGGCUCCGUAGGCACGCACUCGCCAGACACCUCCAUUGCGCAGAUGCCGUUGUACAGGAAUACGACAGACAGGCCGCAGUGAUGCCCGUGCAGUCACAUUAUAAAGUCACAGGUGACUCAAUGAAAAAUAACAACCUAAGGCUCCGAAAGAUAAACGGUUUGCCUGCGUGCCAUAGUUUCUGAGAUAAGACGGAUCGAAAAGCACCCCGUGCGGAAAGAAGCAACUUUAGGAUGUGCCGAGCCGCGCCCAAUACUGUAAUGACUUUUCCCAUUAAAAAACUUAACGACAGGUUUGUCGUUAUUUUACGAAUCUUUUUUUGCAGUGCACUCGAAUUUGAUCCCCUAUGAAUAAUAUAGAAUUAAGAGAUAUCUGAUACAUGAAAAAUCCUACCCUUGUCAUUCUAUCUAGCACUCUUUAAAGGAUAAGAAGGUAAAAUAAAAGUUCAAAACUUUUGUGAACUUGUGCGGCGUAAACGGGCGUUUAACAUUUUUUUUAUGUGUUUCCUGAAAACUUGUGAUUUUGCAGUAAUCCCCUUCUUCCGCUUCCUGGGCCAAGUUUCAAGCCGAAACCUCAACCCUAUGGGUCAAAACUGUCCGUUAUUCAAAAAGGGGUCGGGCGUCCGCGGACUUAAUCUGGUUGGGGGUGUCCAUCCGAUUUGAACAAAAUCGAGCACAUGAGCCUUUGUACGGGGGACGUUCCCAGAACAUUUACCGACGCGUUUCAUGAUCCAAAAAAAAACAACAAACGCAACACUUUGAGGUAGGGUAGCUCUAUAUAUUAUCAUAACUCUGAGGCACGGCGGUCC
This is a messenger RNA of Frankliniella occidentalis (western flower thrips), 1426 nucleotides long. RefSeq lists its product as uncharacterized. The transcript is spliced from 2 exons. Bases 183 to 803 code for a protein of 206 amino acids. The record is from RefSeq and is a predicted model, not a curated record. Lineage: Eukaryota; Metazoa; Arthropoda; Insecta; Thysanoptera; Thripidae.